Messenger RNA from Brugia pahangi, 801 nucleotides. Lineage: Eukaryota; Metazoa; Nematoda; Chromadorea; Rhabditida; Onchocercidae. The record is from the annotation of a GenBank genome assembly.
AUGAUUUGCGCAAUAUGUUCAUUUUGGAGCCACACAUACGAUGGAAUUGACGGGAUACAAGCACGACGAACGUCAUCAGUUAGUCCAGUUGGUGAAUUUUUUGAUCACGCAUUGGAUGCAUGCAAGGUAUUUCCAUUCAUUAUAACAUUAUUUGCGCCCUUCAACGAGAGUAACUCCCGCAUUUCAUCCUUAUGUUCGCUAGCGUUGCUAAUUGAAAUGUUGACUGCUCACACAUUUGCUUUCUGGGAACAAUACAUCACCAAAAUUAUGUGUCUUAGGUGGUGCUUUGAAGGAUUUUACGUCUCAAAUUUAUUGCACAUAUUGGCCUACUUUGAUGGCGACAAUUUGGUAACAGCAUGUUUGUUCAAUAACUGGAAACAAAGUAUGAUCUGCUGGAUCCAGCCGAUUAUUCCAGCCCUUGAGCUGAACGUGGCUGCAUUCUUAUGGGCGCUAUUUUCACCGGGUAAAGUACUUGCCCAAGAUUUACCUACUUUCUUGUUCACCAUUGCAGUAGUUAAUGCGAAUAUAAAUAGUCGAUUAAUAGUCUCACACAUGAGUGACUCUUGCGCUCAAACGUGCAACACAGCGGUGAUGUUGUACUGUUCGGCUGCGCUGUUCUCAAUGUCGAAUAUUCUGAGUGCAGAAGGAGAAUUACUGCUGCUGAGAUCGCUGGCAGUUUUUUUGUUUGUUGCACACGUGCACUACUUCUUCAGUAUAGUACGGGAAAUGUGCAAAAAGUUGCAAAUCGAAGCUUUUUCUCUACAUUAUUUGAAGAAAAGUAACAUGAGAAAACAAGGGUAG